AUGGUUUUGCUCAACAAAAAUGGCACCAACAAAAUUCACAAACAUGAGGACUUCAUCAUCAUGAAACUUCACGAAUGCCAAGAUAACUUCAAAAAACUCCAGCUAAUUUACGACUUUGAAGAAGAAAAAUCUCCAAUAAAUGAAACUCUUCGGCUCCUACAAGACGAAUUUCCUUUGAAAACGACGGCCAAAAAGUAUCAGCAAAGACUCGCCUCGCUCCAUGAGAGUACAGAUGAGUUACCAAUGCAUGUUAUUUUGAUUCGCUCCGACUACAUUUCGAAAAUUCACAAAUGCGAUAUGGACCCAAUCGCGCACUGCAAAAUGCUCCGAGUUGCUGGAUCCACAAACAUGGCCUACAUCGACGAAUUUGUCAUCAAGAAAUCCCAUCGCGGGCAUGGAUAUGGAAGGUACUUUUUCAAGUCGCUGGAAGAGUUCCUCAAAAUGGAAUGCGAUCAGGACAAAUUCGGGCUUUGCUCAAGAACCGAGACUGAUCGAUCGUUUUUUCAUCAUAUGGGAAUGAGCAGAAUGAAGACUGGCGAGCGAAUUCCGUUUAUUGAUGUUCACGAAGGUCAACUUCAUCAGAAGCUCAAUUCGUUUUUUUCUGUUGCGAAACAUGCUAUGGACAGAAAAAGGGACAACGAAAAAGUCUGGAUGAGUAAGGACCUCUUCCACUACAAUCUAUACGGAACAGGAGCUUACAAGCUACGACUAGCAGCGAUCGCAGAAGCCAACAGAAAGGUCCAAGAAGAACUUGACGAAAAGAAAGUUGGAGGAGAUUACAAGCGUCCGGAAGUCGACGUUUCCGCUCACGUUGGAGUUGGCCGCAUCGCGUCACUCUGGUCCGCUGCGCGCAGGGCGUCACUAGCAGCGCUCCAUCAAGUUUCGAAUGUUGGACGGAGGCUUUCUAGAGCCGCCUAG
Messenger RNA from Oikopleura dioica, 918 nucleotides. The record is from the annotation of a GenBank genome assembly. Lineage: Eukaryota; Metazoa; Chordata; Appendicularia; Copelata; Oikopleuridae.